Pleurotus ostreatus (oyster mushroom) is the source of this 1962-nucleotide messenger RNA. RefSeq lists its product as uncharacterized. The record is from RefSeq and is a predicted model, not a curated record. NCBI's taxonomy places the organism in Eukaryota, Fungi, Basidiomycota, Agaricomycetes, Agaricales, Pleurotaceae. Gene Ontology annotation, cellular component: COG complex. The transcript has 2 exons. Bases 1 to 1962 code for a protein of 653 amino acids. Gene Ontology annotation, biological process: intra-Golgi vesicle-mediated transport.
AUGUCUGGCGACAUUCACACACUGGCCGACGUUGUGGGCGCGCCGUCGACGCCCGCCUCUGAAGGAUAUUUGAAGCAUUUGACGACCCUUCCCCUCCCUGAUCUCCUUGCAGAGCCGACCCUUCUCCAGACACAGGCCCACUAUCUCACUUCCUCGCUGGUCACUCUAGCGCACACAUCAUAUCCGACUUUUUUGGCCGUGCACCAAUCUAAUGCAGCGCUGAACUUAUCUCUCAAGACAUUAUCCACAUCCCUGGACACGUUGGUCUCGGACAGUCUGCCUGCGCUGGAACAAUGUGCUAGUGACUGGAAGAAUCGGACAGAAAGCGUGCUCAAGGAGAGGAAACGCGCUAGGGUGGUGCUCGAACAGCAUGAAAAGCUGAGGGACCUACUGGAUAUUCCCCUCCUGAUUGAUACGUGCGUGCGGAAUGGGUACUUCGGAGAGGCUCUGUCCCUCGCUGCCCAUGCGAGGUCUCUGGCUACACUCUUUGACAACGAUGAUUUAGGCGACAAGGGCAAACAAGGAGCCCAGUCGCCUCCGGUGUUGUUAUCAUCGAUUCUUGCCGAAGUCGACCAAAGCAUUACCCAGAUGCUCGUUUCUCUCCUGGCCACACUCCACGAACCACACCGGAAGCUGCCUGCCCUAUUCAAAGCUGUGAAUUUUCUGCGCCGAAUGAAUGUAUUCGGAGGUGCUGCCAAUAGCACCUCCCCUACCAUUCCCAUACAUUCGCCUGUAGCUACCAAAGUCAACGGUAAAGGCUCUGACCUUGCAUCAGGGCAUACUCACCAUGGAGCGAGCGCCGAUGAGACAAUACGAGCAGAACAACAACUGGCGUUGGCCUUCCUAUCCGGCAGGGAAACAUGCCUUGUGGCCUCGCUAGACGGUUGCGGCAGAAGUAUCCAAGGUGUUAUACGUGAGCUCCAAGCAACACCAGGUGAGGGUACGCGACAACUCGAGGAACGGGAGCUAGAGGAUAUUGCUCGUUAUCUCAAAAAGUACAUCGAUACUUGGAGAGAGGCGGUAUACGACAUCGUCACUCAAUAUUCUACCAUCUUCCUGGAACGCUCGCCCUUGCCCUCUAACCCUCCCCCUACUAAACAACAACUUCGAGAGCUACACAGUUCCCUCCAUUCCCUUCUCUCUACUUACGCCACGCAUAGUCUCACGAAACACCUUGUCGCUACCCUAUCUUCAGCUUUGCCUCUACUUGCCCCGCCCGCCCUGCCUUCGCUUCUUACUCAACUUACCUAUUGUGCAUCCGCCUUCGGGAGGGUAGGCCUCGAUUUCCGUGGACUCCUCGCCGACAUAAUGGGGAAAUCCGUGGUAGCUGCAGUACGCCGAGAUAUCCAAGCAGCAGGGAAUGUAUGGGCACAGGAGCUGUUGAAGAGCUAUGAGCCUGAGGAAAUUGAUGAUGGCAAGACCGGUAUGACCAUGUCGAGGUCCAAAAGCUCGGGUAGUAAAUCUGGUGUCAAAGUCAACCGUGUACCUUCAAAAUGGCUUAUAUCUCCUUCGCUCGUUGCUUCUCCACCUCUGCCCAGCGGGACCUCAACCCCAGCCCAUAUUCCUCCGCCACUUUUAGCUUCCUAUCCCCCGCUCGCGGUAUUCACGAAUGCUCUUCUGACAACACUAAAUGGUCUACGUCUGCUCGCUCCAUUGCACGUUAAAGACGCUCUCAAACGUGUCAUGGACGAGGAGAUGGUCAAUGGCGGGCAGGCAUUGCUGCGGUUUGCUGAAGCAGUAGGUGCCGAUGAAAAGUUGGAGGAAGCGGAGAUCAAUAUAGUGCGUUCCUGCGGUGAGGUAUAUUUCGGAGUGUUCGCGCCGUUUGUGAAGAGGGCGUUGGUGGAGGGCGUGUAUAGUAGUAAAGCGGGCGAGAGUAAUGAGGGCCACAGUGGCGAGCUGGCCGAGGUGAGACGGAAUUGGGAUACAUGGACAAGUAGCUUUCCUGCUCUACCACAAUCAUAA